Messenger RNA from Schistosoma spindalis, 4587 nucleotides. Lineage: Eukaryota; Metazoa; Platyhelminthes; Trematoda; Strigeidida; Schistosomatidae. The record is from the annotation of a GenBank genome assembly.
AUGGACAUAACCGUCAACGUUCCCCCUGAUUCAACUAACGGUACACUUGAAAAUGUGACUUCUAAAACCUUCGACAAAACGUGCUCUGACUCUCACAACAACAAUAAUUCCCUUCCGACGUCAUCCACUGCUUGUAAAACACAUUUAUAUCAAGGAGUUUAUCUACCUGAUGACGAUGGAUCUAUUCUCACUCCGGAACAUGCCUUUGUACAGUAUCAAACCCGGUCUGAAGAUCAAGCCUGCCAGAUUUGUGGUCAGCCAGCUGUCGGAUUCCACCAUCGGGCAUACGUUUGUGAGGCCUGCAAGAAAUUUUUCAUGCGACAUACAGCUGCCAGAUUACGAAAUUCUGAAAUUGGAUCUACAGUUUCUGAAUCAAUAUGUCCAAUGGGUGGUAGAUGUCGUGUUGAAGGUCCCGGUCGAGGUAAAUGCCCACAUUGUCGUUAUCGAAAAUGUUUAGAAUUGGGAAUGACUUUAACACCUCCCGGUGGUGAAGCUGGCUGUGAUAUUUCCCAAAUACCGUGUCGUGUAUGCAGUGGUCCAUCUUCCGGUUUUCAUUUUGGUGCAUUAACAUGUGAAGGCUGCAAGGGUUUCUUUCGACGAACUGUCUUAUCCAAUGUUCGUUUAGAAUGUCUUGGCAAUAAUGAUUGUCCAAUUACGCCAGCUAAUCGAAAUAUGUGUAAAAGUUGUCGAUUUCAACGUUGUCUAGCAGUUGGCAUGUCUAAAACUGGAAGUCGUAUUGGUCGACAACCUAAUGCAAUUAAAUAUUAUUGUGCUCGAGAAAUUUCCCAAUUAACUAAUUCCAAUGAUUGUGAAGCAACCACAACUAUGAAUCCAUCUUCAAGUUCAUCAAAUAAACAUGAAUCUAACCGACGUAAUUCAAUUAGCCAUAGUAGUACUAGUAGUGGUACUACAAAUCUAAGUUGUAACAUCAGUAAUAAUGGUAAUAAGAAUAAUAAUAUUACUACUAAUCAUGAUGAUAAUAAUCAUAACAGUAGUAAGAAUAAUAAUCUUAAUGAACAUGAUUUAUUGUCAAUUGCUGAAGAACAUUGUAGAUCAGUAUUAGGUCAAUCAAAUUAUCCAUCAUCUAGUUGGCCUUCAUUUAAACGUAUGAUGUCUAAUCUUGGUCAUUUGGAUUCAGUUAAUAACACUACUAUCGCCAAUACGACCACCGUCUCCAUAGCAACAACAACAACAACAACAGCGAAAACAACAAUAAUAUCAACAACUGGAGUAUCUUUAGUUCCAUCAAGUAUUCCUUUAACAUCAACAUCUACAGUAAAUCCUUUCAUUGAACAUAGUAAUCAUAAUUAUAACGAGUUACAAAAUAGUGGUGAUUCGGUGAAAAAUGGAUCUUUAUUAUCUUUAUCACCGUCUUCAUCUACAUCACCAUCGUCAGGGAUUAAAAGUCAUAUGAAGUAUAAGACAGAUACACGUGCACAGUAUCUUAAUUCUCAGUCACGUCCUUUUCAUCAUCAUCCUCCGCCACCACCGCCGCCUCAUCAUCCUGCACAAACAUCUAUUUCUCAGAAUAAUUGUUUUAAUAGCAAUAAUAUUGGUAUGAGUGGUAGCAAUAAUAAUAUUGCUAAUGGUGUUGUCCUUCUCUCUGGCCUUGGGGAUUCUGUUUUACCUUCUUCUACUUCCAAUGGUGCUAGUCAUGGUAAUGACUAUCUUUUAAUUGAUCCUUCAAGAAAUAUUACUAAACGACGUAAAACAAUACCGUCUGAAAUAGAUGUUAACUUAGAGAUCUCUGAUAAUAGUAUUACAUCUUCAAAAUUAACACCUAUUAACUCAGUACACAUACAUGAUGAUGAUGACAUUGAUGAUGAAGGCUGCGAUCAUGAUUAUAUUGAUGAUGUUAAUGACAACGUUGAAGGUGUUGGAAAUGGCAGUUCUGCUAGUGGUUCUAAUGGUAAUGAACAUUUAAACCAACGUUGCAGUCAUAGACAUCAACAACAAUAUCAUCAUCCUGUACACCAAGCUGUACAUCAUCGUCACCACCAACAACAACACCGUCGUAAUGCGGACUUGACAAGUUUGAAUGAAGAGAAUAUCUAUAAUGUUAUCGGUUCUGUUAAUGAUGAUUUGGAUAUUGGUACUAGUUGUAGAAGUAAUAGUAAUGAUAAUAAUAGUAGUGUAAUUAAUAGUAGAUAUGAGAAACUUGUAGAUAAUGGGAAAAUUCAUAACAUAUCAGUGGAUAAUUUCUCAUUUAUUAAUCAAUCAAGGCAUUUAUCAAAUCAAAUUAACUUGCCAAAUGAUAAUGAACAAAAUAUCAACACUAAUAAUAAUGAUAAUAAUAAUAAUGAUUGUUCCACUGUACUUGAACAAUUACAAUUUAGAAAUUAUCCAUUAAUGGAUAGAUCAUCAAUUAUUGUUGAAACUCAAUCAAAAGAUUCUCAUACGGUUACUACUCAUUUAAAUCAAUCCUAUUUACGACCUACACAAUUAAAUUUAACAACUGGAAGACACUUACCCGAUGAAUCCUAUUCAUUGUCUUAUCUUUCAUCCUCAUUAUCAUCAUCACCAACAUUAUCAUCGACAUUAACUACUACGUCAUGUCCACGAUCAUCUGUGAUAUCAGACUAUUCUGACUUCAAUAAUCAAUUAUCUGCUGAUGUUAGUGAUAAUAAUAACAAUAACAAUAAUAAUAAUCAAGUAUGGUUACCAAAACAACGGUAUAUUAAAUCUAGUCGGAGUUUACCAAAUGAACCAACUAAUAAUCAACUAAUAAGUUCAAAUAAUAAUAAUAAUCAGAAUGCCAAUAAUUAUUUAGGUUCAAAUUCUUUAGGAUUUCUCAAUGGUGGACGUAAUGUUGUUGAUAUAACUGGAUUAACUGAGACUGAACCAACAUCAACAACUACUACACCGUGGUUUGCAGCAGCAGCGGCAGCUGUAGCUGUUGUUAUGGCUGCAUCUCAAUCGUCAUCAUCAACUAAUUCCGCUUUAUUAGAUCCAUAUACAGUAUCAUCAAAUUUAAAUGAAUGUUUUGGAAUCAAUGAUCAUAAUAAUAAUAACAAUAAUUCAGGUGUAAAUCAUGUAAAUAAUCGACGCGUUCCAGUGAAUACAACUAAUUUUUCAAAGCAACGUUUCAAAUUAGGUCUACAUGAAACUGUUUUAGAUCAUCAACAUUCUGGUAGAUCAUUUUUGUCAAAUUCUUAUAAUAUUAAUCCAUAUGAUACUACUACUAAUACUACUAGUGGUCAUAUGAAUGAAAAUAUGUUGAAAAUUGGUAAAUAUGAAUCAACUGAUACAUUACGUUCAUUACAUCCAUCAUUAUCAUCAUCAACAUCAUCCGUAACAUCAUCAUUAUCUGAUGUUACACAUCCAUCGACAAUAGCUGCUAUGCAAGCGGCGGCUGUUGCAGCAGCAGCAGCUGCUACCGCUGCUGGUCUAGUUCUAUCCAAUAGUCGUGUACGUGGAUUAUCUGAUGAAAUCUAUCCAAAUUUAAAUCGUGUUAGUAUUUCUAAUUCAUUGUCUGAAUUACCAAAUAAUUGUUAUACAUCAACUACAUCAUCAUCAUUAUCCUCAUCAUCAUCACCACCACCAAUAAUGGGUAAUUUUGGUAGAAUUAUUGAAAAUCUUUCAAUGUAUUCAACAUCAUUAGAUCGUAAUGCUCAACCGAUCAGUAAUUUGGAUUAUCCAUCGUCAUCAACAUUACCCUCCUCUUCUUCAUUAUUAUUGUCAUCAACAGUGAAUAAUUUCCCUGUUAAUCAUUCCAUUGUAAAUACUACAUUACCAUCGAUUACUGUACCACUUAUACAUAAUAAGGAAAUUAGUCCACGUUUAAAGAAUGGUGUUAGACCGACUUCUAUAACAGUACAACAGUUUGCUGAACGCAUUCAUAUUGCUGCCAAAUAUAUGAUGACUGAAAGAAAGAACAUUCGAAGUAAUUUACCCCAACCAUGUAGAUUAAUCCAGGCAUCCGAUUGUGUUGAAGAUAUUUGGGGUCAAAUGAUGAAACACUUUGAAACACAUUCACGUUUUAUUGUACAGUUUGUUAAAUACAUUCCAGGGUUUUGUUACUUAAAAAUUAGUGAUCAACGUCAACUUGUUCGAAGUGCUAUGUAUCCGAUUAUGUUAUUGGAACUUAGCCGAGAUUAUGUGAAUGAAGAUCGAACACGGUAUAAUUAUUUCGAUUUUACUCCUGAAGAACAUGCAAUUAUACUUAGUCAUUUUCCAACAUUUCAUAAAAUAUCUGGUCAUUUAAUACGUUCAGGUGAAUUUUUAACUCGAUUAAAUUUAGAUAAUAUUGAAUUAACACUUAUGUGUGCUCAGGAAGUAUUUAAAGAUCGUCAAGGUUUAGAUGAUCCUGUGACACCAGCAUAUUUAUUUAAUUUAGUUGGACAAGCUCUUACUGAACAUAUUAUUUCUGUUGGAUAUUCAUUAGAAGAACGUUGUGCUGCAUUAUCACUUAUUUCACCAAUGUUAGAAGAAUUAAAUAUUGAACAUCAUGAAGUAAUUGCUCAAUUACGUCAAGAUAGACCAGAAUUAGAAUUUCCACAAUUAUAUCUUGAAAUGUUUCAAUUAACUGAAGAAGAACAACGUGAUCUUAAAUCUACUAAUUAUGAUCAAUCUGAUGAUAAUCGAUAA